Molecule: messenger RNA, 903 nt
Organism: Tremella mesenterica DSM 1558
Lineage: Eukaryota; Fungi; Basidiomycota; Tremellomycetes; Tremellales; Tremellaceae
Exons: 3
Coding region: 1-903 (300 amino acids)
Source: RefSeq, a predicted model, not a curated record
AUGGCAGCAACAUCCAAUCAUAUAACUUCCGUCGCACCCCCCGAAGGCAUCAUCACAUCUGUCGUCCCCAACUCGCCGCCAGUUUACGAUGCGCCUCAAAAUGGAGCCAACCAACAACUACUCAGCAGACUCAACCUAGAUCUAAGAGGUACAUUGUUUCCUGUGGAUAGGGAACAACUCAUGUUACUUCCUGAAAGUGUUUUAUUAGGUUUAUUCCCACAAGGUUUGAUAUUGAGUAAACCUGCAAGUUCAGAGGGCGCCGAUGAUGGGAUUUUCACCGUUGACGUGAGAUAUUUCCACGCUCAACAAACCAUGUGUCAAUCCGAUCCUGCAUUAGAUCAACAAUCCAAUCCUCUUUUAUCGAAACAAGCCAUAAUCGUACUUCGUGAAGAAUUGGAAUAUUUCAGUAUCACCAAACCCGGUGCUGAAGCUAGGACGAAUAUGAUGACGGGUUUGGCGAAUGAAGAAUUACGAGCAUUAAGACGUAAUUGUGGAAAAGCUUUGGUUAAAAAACGUAGAAUAUUCACUGCUUUACAAAGAAAUGUAAAUAAGGAAAAUAAUCAAGCGGAACAACAUUUGAUCGAUAUGCUUUGUAUGAGUGGGUUUGAAAGAGAUGACGAAUGGGGUUUUAGGGCAUGUGAACCUGCUAGAAAUGUCAUUUCAUCAAUGGCUCUGGUAUUACUUAAAACAGGUAUAAUUCAUCCUACUCCACCUGAUGCUCCACCGGAACAAUCUCAAGCUCCUUAUAUCGAUUUAGACCAAAUCAACACUGCUCAAAAAUUACUCUUGUUCUGGAGGAAACCGGCGGUACGUUUUUGUUUAUCAUUCUACCUUGCGAAAAUCCACUUCCUCUACCCAAGCCUUCACUGUGUGAGAGAAAGUGAUACUGAUCAAUCAGCGUAA